CGCGCAAUCGCGCUCCCGCAACGAGGAACAUCUCGAAUGGUCCAGUCCGUCCAGGACCCGUCACACGCGGAGCACUCAACAACAACCAACUUAGCGCCUUACAAAACCAAGUCUCUUCAAUCGAGAGCGCACGAGCAGCAGAUGCAGCUCGCGUGGCAGCCGAAAUGGAGGAAGAACGCACAAAAGUGGCAGAGUUACAAGCCAACCACCUUGCGUUAUCUCAAGAACUCGCCGAAGCGCGGACGCAGGAGGUCACUCAGCGUAGAGAGCUCGUUAACGCAUCUGGACAAAUUGAGGAGCUGAAGCGUCGGCAUGCUCGCGAGAUUGAUGAGUUGGAAGAAAGUCUGAGGAAGAAGGAACGGGAGUUACGAGAGGUGAAAGACGAACUUCGAUAUGCUCAGGCUGAUCUUGAACGAGAGCGUGAAGCUGUAACGUCGCUCAAGGCUACCGUUGCGCACCAAUCUACAGCGCAUAUCACGCUCAAUGCUCAGAACAGCGCGUUAGAGGCUCAACUAUCUGCACUGAAGUCCACACUUGACUGCAGAACACAGGAUGCUUCGGAAUUACGUCUUCAGCUCGAAAAGGCUCGUGAAAUGAUUAACGAGCUCGAGGAAGAAGUACGGGAUGCUGAGAUGACUCGUCGGCGUCUGCAUAAUACCAUCCAGGAGUUGAAAGGGAACAUACGUGUAUUCUGUCGUGUCAGGCCCGUUCUACCAUCUGAGAUUCUAGCGGCGUGUGGGUCGGGAGAGAACAACGUGGAUGAUUCUACGAGUGACGACUUGGAAACGCAGAAGGCUGCAUGUAUGGCGCGGAUCGAGUUUCCUGACAAAAAGGAUCACAAGGACAUCGUGCUUAGUUCGAGUAGUGAGAGCGCUACUGGCCAAGAACGAAAGGAAAAUUGGAAUUUCAGCUUCGAUCGCGUCUUCGAACCUUCUUCCACUCAAUCUGAGGUGUUUGAAGAGAUAUCACAGCUUGCGCAGAGCUGUACGGAUGGGUACAACGUCUGUAUCUUUGCGUAUGGACAGACUGGUAGUGGAAAGUCGUACACUAUGGAGGGUGGAGCGGACGAAGAAACAGCGGGUAUGAUCCCUCGUGCAGUCGAGCAAGUCUUCCGCGUCACAGAACAGAUGAGAAGCAAAGGCUGGGAAUACAAGAUGGAAGGGCAGUUCUUGGAAAUCUAUAAUGAGACCAUCAACGAUCUUCUCGGAAAAGGCGAGUUUGACAAGAAGAAGCAUGAAAUCAAACAUGAGAAGGGGUCGACGAGAGUGACGGACGUCGUCGUAGUUCCUCUGAAAUCCCCCAGCCAAGUCCGCGCCCUCCUAUCUAUCGCCCAAUCCCGUCGCACAGUAGCCGCAACACUAAUGAACGAACGUUCUUCCCGCUCACACUCCGUCUUCACUCUUCGUAUCUUCGGGACUAACGAAAGUGGCGAGACCUGUGAAGGCUCAUUAAACCUUGUCGACCUCGCCGGGUCGGAGAGGCUAAAUAGUAGUGGUGCGGGUAGUGAUAAGGAUAGACUUAAGGAGACGCAGAAUAUUAAUAAGAGUUUGAGUGCGCUUGCGGAUGUUAUUGCUGCGCUUGGGGAGAGGGGGGAGAAGGUGGAUAAACAUAUUCCGUAUAGGAACUCGAAGCUUACGUACCUGCUGCAAAACUCGCUAAGUGGGAACUCGAAAACAUUGAUGGUGCUCAACCUUUCGCCUCUUGCGGCACAUAUGGGUGAAAGCUUGUGUUCGCUCCGGUUUGCAACGAAGGUCAACAACACUACGCUGGGAACUGCGAGACGACAAACGAGGGUUGUGUCUUAAGCCCAGAUGAAGAGUUCAGUUGGAUUCGUCGUUCUUCACUUCUGGCUUCGAAUUGAUUUCUUUCGUUUCUUAAGUUAAUAAUUCCUUGCUUUUUUGUUUCUGUCUGCGUGCUAUUCC
Fomitiporia mediterranea MF3/22 is the source of this 1922-nucleotide messenger RNA. Its product is annotated as kinesin-domain-containing protein. Gene Ontology annotation, molecular function: ATP binding; microtubule motor activity; microtubule binding. Gene Ontology annotation, biological process: microtubule-based movement. The transcript has 9 exons. Lineage: Eukaryota; Fungi; Basidiomycota; Agaricomycetes; Hymenochaetales; Hymenochaetaceae. Bases 165 to 1805 code for a protein of 546 amino acids. The record is from RefSeq and is a predicted model, not a curated record.